UCCAGGAAGCCAGCAGCUCAUAGAGACACGUCACCAGAGACGUCAGUGGUGUUUCUGAGGAAGACUGAAGGGACAGUCGAAACAUGUCAAAGGUGAGUUUGGAGAAAGUUCUGGGAAUCACCACGACCAGCGGCAGCGCUCUGACCUCAGACCCCAACUCUGGCCUCGUCGCCUACCCUGCAGGGUGUGUCAUCGUGCUGCUUCACCCAGAGACCAACAGGCAGACUCACAUCGUCAACACGUCCAGGAAACCCUUCAGCGCUGUGGCCUUCUCUCAUGAUGGAAGACACCUGGUGACUGGUGAGAGCGGUCACCUGCCCUGUGUGAGGGUCUGGGAGGUGGACGGAGGUCAGGUGGCCGAAGUCCAGUCUCAUAAAUACGGAGUUUCCUGCGUUUCGUUUUCCACCAACAGCUGCUACAUCGUCUCUGUGGGGUUCCAGCACGACAUGACUGUCAGCGUGUGGGACUGGAGGAAAGCUUCCAUCAUCGCCUCCAACAAAGUGUCCAGCCGAGUGUUCGCCGUCUCUUUCUGUCAAGACAACAGCUACUUCGUCACCGCUGGAAACCAACACGUCAAGUUCUGGUACCUGGACGCCUCCAAGGAGCGCCGGGUAAACAGCACAGUGCCUCUGAUUGGUCGGUCGGGGUUGCUGGGCGACCAUAAGAACAGCGUGUUCAGCGGGGUGGCGUGUGGGCGGGGCCUCAUGGCGUCCAACACCUACUGCAUCACCAGCUCCGGUCUGCUGUGUCUGUUAAACAGCAGCCGAAAGCUGGAGGCCUGGGUCGACCUAAAGACGGCGGCGGCCAGCUGCCUCUCCAUCACUGAGAGCUUUGUGUUCUGCGGCUGCGCUGACGGCGUCAUCAGAGUUUUUAAUCCGUCCAACCUGCAGUACAUCAGCACUCUGCAGCGGCCGCACCGCCUGGGAGUGGACCUGACGCCGAUCACCCCACACGGCGGCCCGUUACCUGCCAGUCCAGGUGCACAGUUCCCCGACACGUUGGCUCUGACCUUUAACUCGGCCUCAUGUCACCUGACCUGCGUCUACAGCGACCACAGCCUGUAUGUGUGGGACGUCCGAGACCUGAAGAACGCCGCCAAGCUGUACUCGGCUCUGUACCACAGCAGCUCUGUGUGGAGCGUCGAGGUUUAUCCGGAGCUGCAGGAUCCGUCUGAGGCCUGUCUGCCUCCGUCCUCCUUCCUCACCUGUUCGUCUGAUAACACCAUCAGACUGUGGAACGCCGCUGCCGCCGCCGCCGCCGCCGGACGGACCCACCUCCACAGCAACGACCUGCUGAGGAUCGUGUAUGUGGGGGAGGCAGCCGGGGCUGCUGGGAAGACGGGAGUCCGGUUGCUGGCCAUCAGUCCGGACGGGCAGCUGCUGGCGGCCGGAGAUCGCUGUGGAAACCUCAGGAUCUUUGCUCUGGACUUUCUGGACGAGCUGGUGAAGAUCGAGGCUCAUGACUCAGAGGUGUUGUGUCUGGAGUUCUCCCCCGAGUCCACAGGUGUGAAGCUGUUGGCUUCGGCCAGCAGAGAUCGGCUGAUCCACGUCUUCGACCUGGAGAAGAACUACAGUCUGGAGCAAACUCUGAACGACCACUCGGCCUCCGUCAGUGCUGUGAAGUUUACAGGUGAGAGUCCGGAGGUUCGAUUAGUGAGCUGUGGAGCCGACAAGAGCAUCUACUUCCAGACAGCCGAGCAGACGUCGGAGGGUUUGCGGUUCUCCAGGAGUCACCACGUGGUGGAGAAGACGACGCCAAAUGACAUGGACCUGGACUCGUCCAGAACCCACGUGGCUGUCGCCUGUCAGGACAGAAACGUCAGAGUGUACAACGUGGAAACUGGGAAGCUGAAGAAGUGUUUGGAAGGUUCAUCCAGCGAUGAAGGAGCUCUGCUGAAGGUUCACAUGGACCCGUCAGGUUCGUUCUUGGCCACCAGCUGCUCUGAUAAAAACAUCAGCGUCUUCGACUACGAGUCAGGAGAGCGUGUGGCGUCUCUGUUUGGACACUCGGAGACCAUCACCUGUAUGAGGUUCAGUCAGGACUGCAGACACCUCAUCACCGUGUCAGCAGACAGUUGUGUGUUUGUGUGGCGGCUGGACUCUCAGCUGAGCAGCAUCAUGAGGAAGAGGCGGGGCCUCAGAACAACCACCGCACCUGCAGCCCGCAGACUCAAACAGCAGAGCGUCAGGAGAGAAACCUUCAUCGCUGCUCACAGCCCUCGGCCACCACGGCCCGAUGGAGACGAGGAGGCCGAGCUCAGGGCCAAAGACAGACCGGACGCUGCUUCAGACGCUACGCAGCUUCAGAGCAACAGAAAACUGACGAUGGUGUUCAGAAAACUGGGUCUUGGCCAAGCCUCCUCCAGCGUCCAAUCAGAUGUUGAGCCUUCUCUGGUACAGCAUGGAUGGGCGGAGCCACCAGACCCUCUGACCAUCUGCUCCAGCUUCUCACCAACUCCCACCAAGAGUCAGGAGGACGAAGACGAAGACUUCCACCCUCAAGCUCUGGACAGUCUGCUGGGAGACGAGGAGGACGAAGAUGGAGAGGAGGAGGAAGAGGAGGAGGCCGACCUCAGUACUCCAGACAGACCUGCUUCAGACGCUGAGCCUCGUCGGGGUCGGAGACAGUGGUCGGCUCUGAAACCUCCCACCUUCCCGAGUGCCAUCCGGACCCAGGAGGACGAAAACUUCCACCCUCAAGCUCUGGACAGUCUGCUGGAAGACGAGGAUGGAGAGGUGAUCAGCCAGGUCCUGCAGACGAAAGGUGAAGACCAGAGCAGCUUCAUCCUCUACAACACCACCCCUGACAGAGAGUUUGAUGUGGAGGGAACGACGGAUCAGGGGGCGGAGCCUGAGCUGAGUCAGGACUCCGCCCUCUCUGAUGACUCAACAGGAAGUGUGGAGCAGCACGACGUCGACAGAAUCAGUUUCCUCACCUUCACGGACUCGCCGCCUCCCGUCUCCAUGGCAACAAGCAUCUCAGAGGAGAGUAAUCUCAGCAACAUAACGGUGAACUCGGAGUCGAGCGGCGGCACUGCCUCGGCUGAUGAGACUCGGAGGGGACACGGUGACGGCAGUGAAGUUGGUGGCGAGUCGUCAGGUUCUUGCAGAAAUGAAGGUGUGUCUGUGUGCUGUGUUGCAGCAGGUGAGGCUGAGGACUCGGUCAGCGUGCAGCGGUGUCGGCAGGCUGCAGACGAGCUGCGGUUGGCGGCCAGUCGAGCCGUCCACCUUUACCUGCAGCUCCGGGACGUCCAGCAGCAUUCGGCGUCGGCCUCCAUCCUGCAGGACGCCUUCCAGGCUGUUUGCUCCGAGCUGCAGGAGGCGCAGCAGCAGGCAGAGGAGGCGAGCGGCGCCCCCUGAUGGUCAGCUGGAGGACGACGCAGCUCUAACAUCAUUUCACUGAUGCUCCUCCAGAGUCCAGCAGAGGCUAACGCAGUGGGACAUGACCAGAACACACAUCUGCUCUGCUGCUGACGAGCUUCAUAUGUUCAGCUGUGUGUCACAGAAAAGACUCACCUGUGACUGUCGGAGCUCCUCCUCCAUCCUCCAGGUGACUGUAGGACCUGAGACGUCCUUCAUGAUGACGGACUUCAGGGUCACAGCUGGGUCACGACCCCUCACAGCUGGAGGAGACGAACCCAAAGACUGAGAACAUCAGUAUUAAAGUCAACGCACAAAGAUAGUUUCUGUGUAAUAAAUGUUUUAUGAAUGUUC
This is a messenger RNA of Stegastes partitus (bicolor damselfish), 3713 nucleotides long. Its product is annotated as mitogen-activated protein kinase-binding protein 1-like. The transcript has 29 exons. Gene Ontology annotation, molecular function: protein binding. The coding region runs from base 84 to 3359 and encodes 1091 amino acids. The record is from RefSeq and is a predicted model, not a curated record. NCBI's taxonomy places the organism in Eukaryota, Metazoa, Chordata, Actinopteri, Pomacentridae. Gene Ontology annotation, biological process: centriole replication. Gene Ontology annotation, cellular component: mitotic spindle.